CCCUGCAAGCCUUGCAAUCAUAGUAAUAUAGUAUAGUACUAGGAGUAGUAGGCAGGCAGCCUACCAGGCCAAAGAAUGAAGCAACAACGCCCCGGGCAAACCGCAAACUAGGCUAAUUCUUUUUAUUGCUCAUGGUCUGUGCAGGACCUACCAUAUCAAGAAUAGUUCGAAGUUGGAAUGGAUGCGGGCAAAAAAGAAAGCAUGGACAACUUGAGCCAGUUAUCAUUGGAGACUGCUGCCCGAGAGAUCCCCACCGCCAAGGCUUCGGACAGCAAACGUGGCAGCAAAGCAGCCAAUCAUCAAGCGCCAUGGCUGUCAUUCGGGAAUUCUCGAAGCGGACGAACUGGGCUGUCAUUGGCCCCGGCGUCAUUGCCUCACUUUAUUGAGUUCGGUUGCAACUUUGACCUACUUACUAGGAAGUUUAGUUUAGCAUGGAUUGGCAUUAACACAUCCCAUCUUGCUUGCUUGCUUGCCUGCUUGCUGGUCAGUCAGUCAGUCAGUAUAGUUCGGAGGGGGUCGGGUUGAUUCAGAAGGCGUCUGCUUGCUGAACUUUACACUUUAGUUCUGGCAAUAGUUCGCUCAUGUGUUGGAUGAAUGUCCUCGCUGCUAGCCAACGGGUUGACGAUGCUUCAAAAAGACGGUGAGAUCUAAACCAGAUGUUCUUCU
Molecule: messenger RNA, 666 nt
Organism: Aspergillus eucalypticola CBS 122712
Lineage: Eukaryota; Fungi; Ascomycota; Eurotiomycetes; Eurotiales; Aspergillaceae
Exons: 1
Coding region: 178-525 (115 amino acids)
Source: RefSeq, a predicted model, not a curated record